Molecule: messenger RNA, 393 nt
Organism: Protopolystoma xenopodis
Lineage: Eukaryota; Metazoa; Platyhelminthes; Monogenea; Polystomatidea; Polystomatidae
Source: the annotation of a GenBank genome assembly
UCGGCUCUUCAGAACCAAACGGAAAACCGGGCGGUCUUUUUGGCUCGACUGCGCGACAUCAACGCCUGGCUGGCACGUCAGGACGUUGCCUUCAGACAGCAGCGAGAGCCGAUCGGAGGUGACCGAACCGUGGUAGCCAGGCAAAGGGAUGAGCAUUUAGUGAGUCGUCAACGUUUGGAUCUUGUUGAGUUGCCAUGGGGCCUACAAGCGAUUACGAGCAGCUCUCUGCCUGUUCGGAGGUUGCCUGACACACCAGGCCAGAGUUUCAGAACCAUGGCUCUAAAGAUGAUCUCGAUUAACAUUUAUUUUGCUUCAUUAUCUUUUUGUUUUUGUUCUUUUUCAAACAUAUGUACUCCCGUAGUCGAGGCUGUACCCAGGCUUUGCUCCACUUAG